UUAAAUUGCCAAUAUCAAAAUGAUUAGCAGUGCACUUUAACUCCAAUGUCCGAAUUUUCGAGUGAUAACAGCUUAGACUCAAGGAGCCACGAUGUGCCGCCGCAGCGCCCCAUCCUGGAAAUAUCGGCAAGUGCACACAUGGCUUUGGUAUCAGCCGCCGUUUGUCGCAUCUGCCACACGAGUUCCGAGCUUGAAAACCUUAUAUCUCCGUGCAACUGUAAAGGAUCAUUAGCGUUCGUCCAUUUAUCCUGUUUAGAGCGCUGGUUAAAUCAGUCCAGCAGAAGUUAUUGCGAGUUAUGCAUGUUCCAGUACAAUGCGAUCGAAACAAAACGCUACAGAUUAUGGGAAGGAUUGAUUUUAUGGAUUAGACAUCCCAGAAACAGAGCCCACGUACGUUCCGAUGUGGCUAUAGCAGCACUUUUAACUUUGGUCACAUUCGGACUGGUUGGCGUUUGUCUGAUGGGCAUGGAAUAUUUCGUUACCGAAAGUAACAGGUUUGGUAUUCACAGAAACUGGACAAGAAACACCAUUUGUCUCUUCCUAGCUAUUGUUAUAUUGGGAUACUUCACCACCAUUUAUCUGCUGGUGAAAGAUCAAGUGUUACCAUGGUACAAUUGGUGGAAGAACACUGUUAACGUGAAAUUGUUAUUGACUCCAAAAACUACCACACGCCACCCUUCUAAACAAAUGCCCCAUACUUCACAUCAUAUGUAAUUGUCACACCACAUUGUACCAUGCCAUUUAUGAAUUUUGAAUAAAACACUGUCACCUAUUUAU
Molecule: messenger RNA, 777 nt
Organism: Aethina tumida (small hive beetle)
Lineage: Eukaryota; Metazoa; Arthropoda; Insecta; Coleoptera; Nitidulidae
Product: E3 ubiquitin-protein ligase MARCHF3-like
Exons: 1
Coding region: 46-714 (222 amino acids)
Biological process (GO): protein ubiquitination
Molecular function (GO): zinc ion binding; ubiquitin-protein transferase activity
Source: RefSeq, a predicted model, not a curated record